Seriola dumerili (greater amberjack) is the source of this 2446-nucleotide messenger RNA. It is a transcript of the gene nyap2a, whose product is annotated as neuronal tyrosine-phosphorylated phosphoinositide-3-kinase adaptor 2. Lineage: Eukaryota; Metazoa; Chordata; Actinopteri; Carangiformes; Carangidae. The record is from RefSeq and is a predicted model, not a curated record. The transcript has 7 exons. Bases 347 to 2419 code for a protein of 690 amino acids. Gene Ontology annotation, biological process: neuron projection morphogenesis; phosphatidylinositol 3-kinase/protein kinase B signal transduction.
GUCAGGGAUGUGUGUGUGUGCGGCUGAAGGGUGUGAGUGUGUGUGUGUGUGUGUGAUUCUUACAGCUGUGAGGAUAUAUCACUGCAGGACGGAGGAGAGGAAUAGAGGAGGAGAGGGAGGAUAGGAGCACAGAGGUUUUGAAGGGUGGCUGUGGAUUAAAGUCGCUGCAGCAAGUUGUCGUUUCCUCUGAGCUGCAGAGAUCUGUGAGGACGACAAGAAGCUUCAUCACUCCAUCUUUGUCUCUGCACAGGGAGGACUGAGACAGUGAAGGAGACAGUGAAGGAUACAGUGAAGGAAGGAUGGAUGGAGUCUGAGUCGUCACUGAUCUUCCGGUUUUUGGGGAGUCAUGACAUCUCAGGAGGAGGCAUCUUCCUUCAAGAGGUUUUUUCAGUAUGUGGAGGACAGUGGACUUAGAACAUACGAUGGCCUGGUGAUCCAGAAUGCCUCAGACAUUGCCAGAGAGAGCGACCGCAUUCGUAACCAGACCAACUGGACCUACCUGCAGGAAAAACACCAGAAAAAGAGACGGCAGGAGGAAGCCAUCAAGAGGAUUGGUGAAGAUGUUGCCAUGGCAACAGACGGGGCGUACUCUGGGAAACAUUUCAGGAUGGGUUUCAUGACAAUGCCGGCACCGCAGGACAGACUGCCCCCCCCAAGCCAGGGCUUCACCGUCCGAUCCCAGUCCCUCCACUCAGUGGGAGGAGGAGAUGACGACUCCAACCACAACCGAAAACAGCCCCCACCCAAACCGAAGAGAGACCCCAACACCAAACUGAGUAGCAGCUCUGAGAUGGUAAAUGGAGGCUCUGGAGUUUCCAGGAGAGACCACCAAGAAACCAAAGAGACAGCGGAGCAGGCGGAGGCUCGAUGCCCUCUCUACACUGAGGACUACAAGAAGAUGCCUCCACCUAAACCGAAGAGGAACCCAAACACUCAGCUCAGCACCUCCUUCGAUGACUCCUACAUCCAUAACCAUGGAAACAAGAAGUCUUCCUUGAGGUGGGAAAAGUCUUCAUCCCAGAGUCAGAGUCCAGCGUCCAGAGACACGGAUGAUGAGGAGCCAGUUUAUAUCGAGAUGGUGGGAAACAUCCUGCGAGAUUUGAAAGGUCAGGAGGGGGUGGAGGAUGAGCAGAGCGAGUCUGUGUAUGAGGAAAUGAAGUACCCAAUGUUGGAGGAUUUCCUGCAGGACGGUCACUCCACCAUCAUGGACCCUGAGUCCUGGUCUCGUGGAUCUCUCUGUGACAUCCCUCCACCCUUCCCUAAUCUCCUGACUCACCGCCCACCCCUGCUCGUCUUCCCCCCUGCCCCUGCUCAGUGCUCCCCCAACUCUGAUGAGUCCCCCCUCACACCCUUAGAUGUCACCCGGCUGCCCAUGUUAGAAAAUGUCUCUUACAGCAAGUCUGGUAGUGUUGAGCACCCGCAGAGCUCCACCCAUCACCGCAAAGAACGAGACCGAGACCGAGACCGAGACCGAGACCGAGACCGAGACCGAGACCGAGACCGAGACCGAGACCUGCCGUCCACCCACACCAUCACAUCUUCUGGCCGCUCGUCAGCUCCACCCCUCCCCUCCAACCUCUACAAGUCAUCUGGCUCUGCCCACGGUGGUCAUGGUUACCCCCGCAGCCAAUCAGCUUGUCCAUCUCCAGUCAGCAUGGGUCGCUCUCUGACCCCUCUGAGCUUGAAGAGGCCGCCACCAUAUGACGCCCUGAUGGCCGGGGGCAGUAUGCCUCGCUCUUCAUCUUCAUCUUCAUCUUCCUCACACAGGGCAGGGGAGGGUGGAGCUAAACUUAGUAACUCUUCCUCCACCCACGGCUCCAUGCAGAAUGUGUCGAGGUCGCAGACUCCAACAAGUCCACUGGACGAACUCAACAACCUGUUUACCUCAGGUAGACAGGUGGUGAAGAGAGGCUCAGGAGGCAGGAAGAGCAGGGAGGGUGAAGGAGACUGUAGGUCUCUGCCCAGACAUGACAGUAAAGACAGAGAUGGACAAUCCAGUCCAGUUUCCAGUAGGAUGGGGAGGUCAUCUGUCAGUCCCACCAUGAUGCUGUCUGGAGGAGGAGGAGGAGGAGGAGGAGAAUCAAAAUCUGUUUGUAAACUCGGCCGUUCAGCCUCAACAUCAGGAGUUCCUUCACCUGGCGGGACACCACAACGCCACCUGCAAGAAAUGCAUCAUCCUGCCCUCAGCCAGAUGCCGUGGCUGUGCGGAGACGCCACCAUGAUGGAGAUGAUCGAGAGGAAAAGAGUUUUGUGUCAAGAGAUCAAAUCUCGUCAGCGGCCAGAGAAGAAUUUGUGUAAACAGGACAGUAUGCCGAUCCUGCCCAGCUGGAAGAGGAAACAGCCGCCACCAUAUUCAGGCCCACCAACCGCCGCCGCCACUGGACAGACCACCACGGUGUUCUGGGACACUGCAAUCUGAAACACAAUUACUACACAAAAACGUGAA